This is a messenger RNA of Leucoraja erinaceus (little skate), 7502 nucleotides long. Its product is annotated as girdin-like. The transcript has 34 exons. Gene Ontology annotation, biological process: cytoplasmic microtubule organization; cytoskeleton-dependent intracellular transport. Bases 596 to 6988 code for a protein of 2130 amino acids. Lineage: Eukaryota; Metazoa; Chordata; Chondrichthyes; Rajiformes; Rajidae. Gene Ontology annotation, molecular function: microtubule binding; dynein light intermediate chain binding. The record is from RefSeq and is a predicted model, not a curated record. Gene Ontology annotation, cellular component: cytoplasm; centrosome.
GGGGGAGAGAGGGAGAGAGGGGGGGAGCAGGGCUGUGACACGGCUCAGCGAGUGCGGGCUUGGCGGCCGUUAGUCGGAUCGUGCUGGAGUUCAGGGCAGCGGAGGAGAGGCGAUCGAAAUACCGUUAGAGAUGCUGUCGUUGUGUACGAAACAUCGACCCCUCCUCUUAAUUAUACUCUGCCAAAAUAAAGUAUAGGCCGAUUGAUGAACGCCGGAUGGUUUUUUGUGUGUGUCAGGGAAAUAAGUUGGAUGUUCAAAUCCAUUAUUUGUGUUAAAUUUAGUCAAAAGAGACCCCCCCCCCCCUCCCAAACGAUCGGAGACUGACGGCUUUCCGCUGAAAUCUAUUUCUGCUGCUGGAUGAAGUCGAUUUUCUUGCAGGGAUGUAGAUGCAUUAACGUGUAAAAAAAAUGGAUUUGGUGUAGUUUCGGGUGCAUUGUACACGACCAAGAUUCAAACGAGCCGUUUAAACCGAUGUUUAUGAAAUUAGCUUUCGCCUCCACAUAGGAUGCUGAAAAUCGGAAUAAGAGGACAGAAAACAGCAGUGGAUUUUACACCUUAAAAGAAACCCUGGAUUUUGUUUUGCUGUUGGUUGAAAAUGGAGAACGAUUUUACCACGCUUGUUGAGCAGUUUUUGGCUGAUCCUUUAGUAACUUGGGUAAAGACUUUCGGGGCGUUAGCUCCGGCAAAUGGAGGAGCACUUCUGGAAUACAUGGAGUUGGCUGAUGGCAUCUUUCUCAGUAACAUAAUGGUUCAGAUCAAUCCUAAAUCAACAAAUGCAAGACUGAACAAGAAAAUAAACAAUGAUAUCUCAUUAAGGAUCCAAAAUUUAUCCAGUUUGGUGCAAAAUAUUAAAUUGUAUUAUCAGGAGACACUACAGCAACUCAUUAUGAUGUCUCUUCCAAAUGUCCUUGUCCUGGGCCGCACCCCUCUUUCAGAGUGUGGAAUUAACGAGAUGAAGAAGCUUCUGCUGCUUCUACUAGGUUGCACGGUUCAGUGUGAAAGAAAAGAAGAAUUUAUUGAGAGGAUCAAAAAUCUUGAUUUUGAUACAAAAGCUGCUGUCGCAAUUCAUAUUCAAGAGGUGACUCAUAAUCAAGAGAAUGUCUUUGACAUGCAAUGGGUGGAUUUAGCUGACAUCUCCCGUGAGGAUCUUAAUUCCUCCUUCAGAAAAUUGGCAGUUCAUCUGAAAAGGCUUGUGGAUGAAAGAGACGAAAAAUGUGAGUUAAUUUUGCAACUUGCACAGGAGCGUGACUGCAGCAUGCCUCCAACUCAUGGAAUAGCUCAGUCACCUACAGGUUCACCAGGUAUGCAGCGAACUGAGAGUCGACAACAUCUGUCAGUUGAACUGGCGGACACAAAAGCAAAACUCAGAAGGAUCAGGCAAGAGAUGGAAGAGAAAACAGAGCAAUUGUUGGACAGUAAGCAAGAAAUUGAGCAGAUGGAAGUUGAACUAAAAAGACUACAGCAAGAGAACCUACAACUUCAGUCUGAUGCUCGGUCUGCUAGAACUUAUCGUGAUGAGCUUGACUCAUUGCGUGAAAAAGCAUUUAAAGUUGAUAAGCUUGAAAGUGCAGUUAGCCGAUACAAAGAUCGGCUUCAUGACGUUGAAUUUUAUAAAGCAAGAACUGAGGAAUUAAAAGAAGAUAACAAAAUCUUGUUGGAGACUAAAAUAAUGUUGGAAGACCAGCUUGAGGGAGUCCGAGACCGUUGUGACAAGUUGCACGAAUUUGAGAAAGAAAACCUGCAAUUAAUGGCUAAAAUGCAUGAUAUGGAGAUGGAACAUGACACAGACAGGAAACGCAUUGAGGAAUUAAUGGAAGAAAACUUGUCUCUUGAAAUGGCUCAGAAACAAAGCAUGGACGAAUCAUUGCAUUUAGGCUGGGAGCUAGAACAAUUAUCCAAGACCACUGAAUUUGCAGACGGUCCACACAAGUCUCUUGGUCAGGAAGUGAAUGAGUUAACCUCAAGUCGUCUACUUAAGAUGGAGAAAGAAAACCAAGCUCUGUUGAAAACUGUGGAGGAACUUCGCAUUGCUGUGGAAUCUACAGAUGGCUGUAAUUUUAAGUUUCUGGAGCUAGAAAAGGAGAACCAGAGACUAAAGAAAAAGGUGGAGAGGCUCAAGGGUGAAAUCAGUAGUGAAAAACAAAGUAUGCAAAAUGUUGAGAAGCUUACUCAUGAUCUUAUAAAGGAGAAGUCCCAACUUGAAAAAUCUAUUGAAAGCAUUCAAGAAAAUUCUGAGCGACAGAUCAAAGUGUUGGAACAAGAAAAUGAGCAUUUGAAUUAUACCAUUGCAUCUCUACGGCAACGUGCACAAAUAAGUGUAGAGGCUGGAGUGAAAGCCAUUGAGAAAGAAAACAAAAUCCUCCAUGAGUCUAUUAAAGAAACCAGCAGUAAACUGAAUAAAAUAGAGUUUGAGAAGAAGCUAAUCCAAAAGGAGUUGGGACAUUACAAAGAAAAAGGAGAAAGGGCAGAAGAACUUGAGAUUUUUUUGAAUCGCUUGGAAAGUGAAAAUGAACAAUUGCAGAAGAAGAUUACUGGUCUAAUGAUCAUGUGUGAGAAAAUAGAUAUCUUGGAACGGGAGAUCUCUGAUUUGGAAGUGGAAAAUAAUAAGCUGAGAAAGACAUUAAAUAGCCUCAAAAACCUUACUGUCCAAUUCGAUAUUUUAGAAAAAGAAAACACCCAACUCGAGGAUGAAAACUUGCAGUUAAGGAGAACAUUGGAGAACUUGAAGUCCAAUGGUGUCAAGUUGGCGCAACUUGAGUUGGAGAACAAAGAACUAGAAAAUGAAAAAGAGCGGUUAAAAAAGAACGUGGAUAUUUUGAAGGCUUGUAACAAGAAAAGUGAACGAUUGGAGGUAAGCUAUCAGGGACUUGAUUUAGAAAAUCACAGACUCCAAAAGGCCCUAGAAAAUAGCAGCAAAAAAAUUAAUCAAAUGGAAAAUGAACUGCAAGAUUUGGAAACGGAAAACCAGAGCUUGCAAAGAAAUCUGGAAGAGCUAAAAAUCUCCAGCAAACGGUUGCAACAACUGGAAAAAGAAAACAAACUACUUGAGCAGGAGACUAUCCAACUGGAGAAAGACAAAAAGCAGCUUGAAAAAGAAAAUAGGAGAUUGCGUCAACAGACUGAGGUCAAGGAUUCCACACUGGAUGAAAACAAUAUGACAAUUUCCAACCUGGAAAAAGAAAAUAAAUUGCUUACGAGAGAAAUCACCAAAUUCAAAGACUUUUAUGUACGACUGAAAGAUUUAGAGAAAGAUAAUAAAGAAUUAGUUAAACAAGCAACUAUUGAUAAAAGGACAUUAGUGACAUUGCGAGAGGAACUUGUAAAUGAGAAAUUACAUGCACAGCAAAUGAGCAAUGACUUGGAAAAACUCACUCAUGAACUGGAGAAGAUUGGACUGAACAAGGAGCGCCUCCUUCAUGAUGAACAAACCACCGAUGAAAGUAGGUAUAAACUUUUGGCGUCAAAACUUGAAAGCACGCUAAAAAAAUCUCUAGAAAUUAAAGAAGAAAAAAUUGCCAGUCUUGAAGCACGAUUAGAAGAAUCAACAAAUUUAAACCAGCAACUACGUCAGGAACUAAAGACGGUGAAAAAAAACUAUGAAGCUCUUAAACAGAGACAAGAAGAGGAAAGAAAUGUGCAGAAUUCACAAUAUAAUUCUGUUGAAGAAAUUCGGGGUACAAAUAAAUGGGAACAAGAAAACCAAGAAGUAACUCGUGAGCUGUUAAAGGUUAAAGACAGACUUAUUGAGAUUGAAAGAAAUAAUGCAACACUUCAAGCUGAAAAACAGGCCUUGAAAACACAGCUGAAGCAGCUAGAAACUCAGAACAACAAUUUGCAAUCCCAAAUUCUUACACUUCAGAAACAGACAACAUCGCUGCAGGUGCACAAUACCACCUUGCAAACAGAGAAUGCCAAGUUGCAGGUGGAGCAUUCAACACUGGGUUCCCAAAGUGCAUCCUUAAUGACUCAGAAUUCUCAGCUUCAGAACCAACAGUCGGCUUUAGAGAAUGAAAAUGAAAUACUGUUGAAAGAAAAGGAUGAAUUGAAGUUAUUGUAUGAUUCACUUGUCAAAGAUCAUGAAAAACUGGCAAAGUUACACGAGCAUCAGGCAACAGAGUUUGAGAGUCUCAUUAAUAAACAUGGAAGUCUGAAAUCUGCUCAUAAAAAUUUAGAAGUUGAACACAAAGAUCUUGAGGACAGAUACAAUGAACUGGUGAAGCAGAAGGGCCAAUUAGAAGAGCUGGAGACUAUAUUGAAAAAAGAGCAGGAGAAAAUGCGCCAUGAUGCUGAGAAACAUGAUACCACUGUGCUUGAGUACCAGAAAAUUUGCAAUGAAAAUGCUAGAUUGAACCAAAUAAAUAGUCAUCUGCUAAAGGAGAACGAAGGUUUCCAGUUGGACCACAAAAAUCUUAAAAGCCUCUUGAAUGGUGGCAAGCUGGAACAUGCACGCUUGGAAGCAGACUUUGCAAAACUAAAGGAACAGUACCAACAACUGGAUAUCAGUUCCACUAAACUAAACAAUCAAUGUGAGCUACUGAGCCAAUUAAAAGGGAAUCUUGAGGAAGAAAACCGGCAUUUACUAGACCAGAUCCAGACAUUAAUGCUGCACAACAAAUCAUUAUUGGAACAGACCAUGGAGAGUAAGGAUUUGUUCCAUGUGGAGCAACGGCAAUAUAUCGAUAAACUAAAUGAACUUCGGCGGCAGAAGGAGAAACUUGAAGAGAAAAUUAUGGAUCAAUAUAAGUUCUAUGAGCCUUCACCUCCUCGAAGAAGGGGCAAUUGGAUUGCCAUAAAGAUGAAAAAAUUAAUAAAACACAAAAAGGAAGUCAACAGAGAGCGCAUUAAGUCUCUCACUAGUACGCCAACUAGAUCAGAAUCAAGUGAUGGAUUCCUUCAGCUUCCUCAGCAUGAUAGUCAAGAUAGUUCUUCUGUAGGAUCCAACUCUCUUGAUGAAGGCCACUCAGCCAAGAAAAGCAGUAUGGCCACACUGAAAAGACUGCCCUUUAUGAGGAACAGACCAAAGGAUAAAGACAAAAUGAAGGCCCUCUACCGUCGCUCCAUGUCUAUGAACGAUCUGCUCCAGUCUAUGAUAUCAGCAGGAGUUCAAUGGUCAGGCAGUUCUGAAAAUUUGGAGGAAUCUAAUGAAGUGACAGGAGGACAGAGGACAGAAUUGGGGUCCAUGGCUUUCUCAACAACGGCUGUCAAUCUCACAAAUACAAGCUCUGCUGGUUUCAGAUCCCAUCAAAGACUUCAACCUAAAGGUGUUGCCUCCAAUGAAGAUUUAUUAUCCGAUGAACCAAAUCUUAUCAAUUCCUGCACUGGAUCAAGAAGCAAAGGCAGAAUUGCAUCGCCUGAAGAAGGUGGCAAAACCUCUGCUUCGAAAAAUAACUUCCAGAGCACUGUUAACAUAUUUGGAGAAGGGUUACAAAGUAAUUAUAAUGGAUACAAUCCAGCUCCUGUUCUUGGCAGCUCUACAGUGUGCAGAGUGCCUUGUCACAUUUGUUUGCUGUAUUCCAAAGUGUCCAAUUGGACUGCCUCGAAAAUUCUUGGCUUUCUGAUCUCUUCCAGACCAGCCAGCCUUGAUAGUAGCAGGACAUCAAGUAGCAAUAACAAUAAUAAUGCUUCAGCCCACGAUGUAAAAGGUGCAGCUAAUGGCAGACAUGGUAGGUUUCAAAGUCUUAGCACUGGAGAAUGUCGUUCAACUGAUGACAGUCGCAUAUUAUCAAAUAGCAGCCGUUCAUCUAGUCAUCUACCGCAAAAUUUGAAAAAAGAUGUUUCCUUCCAAAAGAAAGAACUUAGUAUUGCUGACACCCAAAAACGUUCUCUGCAAAGGAAUAAAACCACAUCACCUGGGAGUGAAGUAGUUACCUUACAGCAGUUUCUGGAAGAAAGUAACAUAAACCAAUCAUCGCAGGUACAAUCCGAAGGACAUGAGAAUUUUUUAGAUAGUGUUUUCACAAACACCACAGAUCUGCCAGAACGAAUUGGAACUGAGAAACUGAAUCACAAUCUUAUCAAUAAUAGUACAACUACCGGAUUACCUAGAGGAAGAGAGAAUGACUCUUUCAGCAGCAACUUGAAAAGGCCUGGGCAGUAUGUAAAGCCAAGUCCUCGAAAUUCAGACCAUAUGUGCAUUAAAGGCAGUUCAGAAGACACAUUUUUAAGCCAAGGAAAGACGGUGUCAAUGUGCAAACUACCAUCUGAGACACAUCAAUCUUCACAUUUUGCUUGCACCACUUCAACUCUACCCCGUGCAAGUCAUGUUAUUUCCACAGCAGAAGGUUCAAGUCGAAGAACAAGCAUCCAUGAAUUUAUGUCGAGAGACAGUAGAGCACCUGUGUCGAUAGAUCCUUCUCCAGGGAAAGUGGUAACAAGCACUCAGACAUUACCCAGUGAGUACCAAGUAAAUCAUUACCACCAAACUCAUUUUGCUCACCAUGUUGCUUACCAUAUUCAAUCAGUGUCUAAUUUGCAGAAAUCACAAUUAAUCCAGCCUUAUGGCGAUGGUCAGUCACUAAUGUUUGACUUGAAUCCAGUCAAUACCAAUAAGAUUUUUUCUGCUUCAAAUAGUGUGAUAGACCAAAUCACUUCAAAUUCCGCCUCACCCCCUGGGCUAGAUAUUGUAUUUGGAUCCAUAAUUCCAGAAUCUGACCCAAUUGGUGGAAGAGCUUCUUUUACUAAUGUUCAGCUUUCUUCAUCCACCUAUCCAACCGGUAUGAUGCCUCAGAAACCUAAAGCACGCCCAACUGAUAUUGCUUUGGUGUCACCAAUUAAAAUAGUACAACCUCAAGAGGAAAAUAAAAGUGUUAUCCUUUCAAAAUCCACUGAUGAAUUGUUUAAAUUAGAGAAUCAGGAGAGUAGUGGAUUAAGUUCCCUUCUUAUCAGUGAUCCAUCCCCCUCUGGUGAAGAAGGUAUGAAUAUUUCUGUUUCCCCUUCUGUAAUGUCAGAAGAUAAACAAACUGUAUGGUAUGAAUAUGGAUGUAUUUAACUGACAUCAUUAAGAGACUGUCAAACAGUUGGAAGAUUUUAAAAUAGUAGGGAGUAAUAAAAUUUAAAACUUAAGCAGUGAGCUGUCGGGUAAAACAACGUCAUCUACCAUGUAAGAUUAGUAGGAGCAGGAAUACAGAAAUCUAAUUAGUCCAUUUUUCAUCGAUGUAUUUAUCUUCUCUAAAGUUGAUAAAUUGAACCUUAAAUUAUGUACAAUAUCGUUUAAUAGUGUGUUGAAACCAUAGCAAUUCUAUAGGCAAUUUAAUAUAAAUUUUGAACAGUUUGGUUUUGUUCCUUUUCAAUUAGAAUCUACUUUAAAAGUAUCACUUUUUUUGAAGGAAAUUCAUGAACACAAGAUCAACAUUAGUAAUGUUCACAACUGGUGUUAAGCAUAUUUUUAAUUUAGAAGUACAGGUGCACAACCUUUUAUCCGAAAUUCCGGAAACCGAAAAGCUCAGAAAAUCGGACAUUUUCGGUCCUGGAAAAAAGGGAGGGUAUAUUGCCCGGGAGAGUAG